Molecule: messenger RNA, 378 nt
Organism: Ostertagia ostertagi
Lineage: Eukaryota; Metazoa; Nematoda; Chromadorea; Rhabditida; Trichostrongylidae
Source: the annotation of a GenBank genome assembly
CAAACACUGCCACCUCUUCCUGCGUCAAAUGAAGCCUACGUCAGCAUAUGGAAUCAACUGGACGACUGUUCCGUGGUUGCUACGUUCCCCGGCAUGAAUCCUUACACUGUCGCAGCGAAUGUGUCAAUGAUCGACAAUCGGAAAACGAAAGAGAGUUCAGUUCAUUUGAAAGCUCCGACGGGGGCUACCACCUGGACAGUUCCCAUCGCUCUCGACUACAAAGAUUGUACUCCUGACAAAUACCAAAAUUUACCCAAGAGUUUUUCCGUGCAGCUGACGACAACUAACAUUAUUUACGUUGCGAUUAGCUCAAAUGGAGUCUACCAAGGGAAAGCAGAUCCGACAAAGCCGACACAAGGAACUGGAGAGUUCAGUUUG